GUCCGCAUAGCGGCUAACUUUGUUACUCAUGCCCCUCCAGGAGAGUUUAAUGAGGUCUUCAAUGAUGUGCGGCUUCUUCUCAAUAAUGACAACCUUCUCAGAGAGGGGGCUUCACACUCCUUUGCCCAGUAUAACAUGGAUCAGUUUACCCCAGCCAAGUUGGAGGGAUAUGAAGAGCCGGUAUGUUUCCCCGUUAUUCUUAUUUCGAUUACCGUCUUGAUCACAGAGCAUGGUGACUUGGGUCAGGGACGUUUUCUGGACCCCCGCAACCAUUUAUCCUUCCGCUUUGACCACCUAAGAAAAGAUGUCAGCGACGUGCAGCCCUACGAAGAAGAGACGGCUUUGAGGAGCUGGAGAGAUGCAUGUGAUACUGCCCUUAGUGCCUACGUCAAAGAGCACUAUCCCACUGGCGUUAGUACGGUGUACGGGAAAACGGUUGAUGGUCAGCAAACGAUUAUAGCCUGCAUUGAAGGGCAUCAGUUUCAACCCAAAAACUUCUGGAAUGGUCGGUGUAGGUCUGAGUGGAAACUUACCCUCGGUCAAUCCACUGCUCAUGUGGUUGGAGUAUUGAAAAUCCAGGUGCACUAUUAUGAAGACGGGAAUGUACAACUGGUCAGCCAUAAGGAGAUAGAAGAUUCCGUACCUGUGACUGAUGAAACCCAAACAGCUAAGGAAUUUGUUGACAUUAUUGAGAAUGCAGAAAAUGAUUACCAGACUGCAAUCAGUGAGAACUACCAGACCAUGUCUGACACAACCUUUAAGGCCUUGCGUCGCCAGCUGCCUGUCACACGCACUAAGAUCGACUGGAAUAAGAUCCUGAGUUACAAAAUAGGAAAGGAGAUGCAGAAUGCCUAG
Molecule: messenger RNA, 855 nt
Organism: Menidia menidia (Atlantic silverside)
Lineage: Eukaryota; Metazoa; Chordata; Actinopteri; Atheriniformes; Atherinopsidae
Source: the annotation of a GenBank genome assembly